UAGGCAACCAGGUUGAAAUUUGUAUAAUAAUUCUAAUCACAGAUUUGCUCCAUAAAUUAUAAACAUAUUUCUCGUUUUAGGUUCAGGGAAAUGAGAUUAAAAGACUUUUCUGCGCUUUGUUUUGACAUGGACUUCACUCUUGUGAACUAUUCUCUGAACAAAUUCCUACCGAUGGUGUACGAUGUCACAGCCCAGUUUUUGGUUGAGAAAAAAGGGUAUCCAAAGACUCUCAAACAUCGGGAUGAGUCUGAUCUGAAGCUGAUUCGCCAGGGACUUAUAUUGGAUAAAACAACACAUCAUUUCCUGGAUAUAUCAUCUACUGGUGAAGUCAUUUCAGCUUUUGACGGAAACAACUUUCUUAGCCACAAGAAGAUAUUGGAGCUCUAUCCAGACAGAAGGUGGUCAUAUUUUGACACGUUUUACAAAGGGUUUGAAUGUGAUGUAGCUACUGUAUCACAUGAUGAGCUACCUUACUUCUUUUACGACUCUGCGUUUGUAUCUCCGGUUAUUCCAGUUAUGGCCAAACACAUGAAGUCUCUUAGCCGCUGUGAAUCUGAUUUCAGUGAAAAAUGCAAAACUUUAUACAAAGAUACGUUGGAAUCUUUUAACUUUAAUUUCCAUCCAGAUAACUUUAAGAGAAAUACAGGCUUCUUUUUCCCAGAAAUGAUGAAAAAUACCGAUUUGUACAUUGACAAAGCCUCCCCAAAAUUCAAGAACCGACUUAAAGAACUAAAAGAUAAUGGUGUAAAACUUGUACUGGUAACAGCAUCACAUGUUGAUUAUACUGAGCUCCUCAUGAAUUAUUCAUAUGGUUCCAAUUGGAGGGAGUAUUUUGAUAUUGUCUGUUGUCGAGCCCGCAAGCCAGGUUUCUUUACAUCAAGUCCAGUUUCUCGUCCAUUCUAUCGAUGGAACUUUAAAAACGACUCCAUAGGCAAUGAAACAAUGCCAGAGUUAAACUGUAAGGAUAUAUUUUUUGAAGGACAUUGGACAUGUGUGGACAAGUGGAUCAAGUGUAACGCAACAAGACCAGGACGUGUCGCGUAUGUUGGAGAUUCUUUUAAAUCAGAUAUCAUUCCCACAAAACUGUUUACUUCUUGGGACCAAAUGGCAAUUGUUUGGGAGGGUCAGAAAUAUUUGAGAGAAAAAUCUAGUGAAAAGCUUGAUCACGUGAAUAAAAAGGUCCACCUUGAAGAAAAUGAGGAAUGGGGAAGUUUCUUUGGAAGUGAGAAACAAUUUACUAUGACUGCUGGUAAAUUGAUGGCUCAUUCUGAUAUUGUCUUUAGUAAUGUUGAAAGUCUUGCUUCAUUAGAAAUGGAUGAAAAUUUUGAAUCCGGUUGUUUUUACGAUUUUGAUCCCUAUGAAUAAACAGAAAACAUUAUUCGUUUAAGAUUCAUCAAUAUUAUCACUAAAUCAUUUCUGAUAUACUGUAUUUAUUAUUAUUUAGCUUUUUAGGCUUGAUAAGCAUGUAUAGUUUAAAUAAUUUUUAUAUAGAUUGCAAUUUUUAUAAUUAUAUAUUGGGGGUUUGUAUUCAAAAUGCAGUAUCUACUUGAAAAGAUUGCUUGUUUAUUUUUUAUGUUAAUACGAUAUUAUUUAAAGUAAAUAGCAUGUUAUCAGACAAUGUUAUAUCGUCAUUAACUCACCAU
Messenger RNA from Bolinopsis microptera, 1643 nucleotides. Its product is annotated as 5'-nucleotidase domain-containing protein 1-like. The transcript is spliced from 3 exons. Gene Ontology annotation, molecular function: 5'-nucleotidase activity. Bases 91 to 1365 code for a protein of 424 amino acids. The record is from RefSeq and is a predicted model, not a curated record. Lineage: Eukaryota; Metazoa; Ctenophora; Tentaculata; Lobata; Bolinopsidae.